Messenger RNA from Acanthopagrus latus (yellowfin seabream), 2225 nucleotides. RefSeq names its product ceramide synthase 2-like. Lineage: Eukaryota; Metazoa; Chordata; Actinopteri; Spariformes; Sparidae. Bases 714 to 2075 code for a protein of 453 amino acids. The transcript is spliced from 13 exons. The record is from RefSeq and is a predicted model, not a curated record. Gene Ontology annotation, cellular component: membrane. Gene Ontology annotation, molecular function: sphingosine N-acyltransferase activity; DNA binding. Gene Ontology annotation, biological process: ceramide biosynthetic process.
CCUUUGUGGGGGCUUCCCGGCAUUCCGAGGGAAUUCUUGCAGGUGAGGGUACGCAAAGCAAGUCGCACACUCUGAUGACUGCUGCAGCUUAAUUUUUACAACGGAAAACACACAAGUGCUGAGCUUACCUCACCGUAAAAGAAACUUGCUGCAACUACAAGGGUGUGAUCAGCAGAGCAGAGCAGACAGAGUGGGAGGAGGGAGGAAUACCCAUUCUAUUCCAACCAGUUAUUAUGCUGUCUUUGAAGAAUGGGAGCCACAAUAGCUGAAAGGGUGAACAUGUGUGAUCUCACAGGGCUGUUAUCUGAUGUGGAUAAGCGCAGUACAUGAACCGUGUGAGUAACAGGCUUGCUUCACACGGACAGGUCCCUGGAAAACACACCGUGCGUCUCCCAGUGCCGAAGCGCCUCCUACUCUUCUGCUGGAACUUGUCAAGACAACAGUGCCUGCAGAGCAGUCGUACCGCCAGAGACCAGUAGGAGGUACUGGCAAAUCACCAGGGGCCACAACUCAAAAAAAGCAGACCAGAGUCUCAGCCUGUGUCCAGUGUUCAGUUUAUUACUUGAAAACUGGUUUGGAGCCUCAGUAAAUACACACAAUACUUUGGCCAGUGGACACAGUUUUAUGCAAUACCUGAUUUUAGACAUUUACAACAUUUUUUUCAUCAUAGUUGCAGUGUCCUUUCAUAGUCCCUGUCUGUGUUUCCCUGCAGCAUGUUGCAGACGGUCAGUGAGUGGUUCUUCUGGGAGCGUCUGUGGCUCCCAGGAAACGUCUCCUGGUCUGAUCUGGAGGACACCGACGGUCGCAUCUACGCUAAAGCCUCCCAGCUCUACGCUGCUCUGCCCUGCGCCCUCUGCAUGCUCCUGGUCAGAUUUGUGUUCGAGAGGUUCUUAGCCACACCGCUGGCUGAUGUCUGGGGAAUCAGGGACAAGAUACGUCCCGCAGUAGAACGUAACCCACUGCUAGAGAACUACUUCUGCGACCAAGCGCGGAUUCCAUCACAGGCCGACGUGACCGCUCUGUGUAAGAAGACCAGUUGGUCAGAAAGGAGAAUUCAAUCCUGGUUCAGGCGGCGGAGGAACCAGGAGCGUCCUGGGCUUCGCAAGAGGUUCUGUGAGGCCAGCUGGAGAUGUGUGUUUUAUUUUUUCGCCUUUGUCUACGGAGUCCUAGCUCUCCAUGAUAAACCUUGGUUUUAUAAUCUGAAGGAGGUCUGGGCAGGCUUCCCUAAACAGUCCAUGCUGCCGUCUCAGUACUGGUAUUACAUGUUGGAAAUGGGCUUCUAUAUUUCCUUGCUCCUCAGUCUGUCUUUUGAUGUUAAACGGAAGGACUUCAAAGAGCAGGUGAUUCAUCAUACAGCCACGCUGACUCUCUUGAGUUUCUCCUGGGUUUCGAACUACAUCCGUAUCGGAACCAUUGUGAUGGCACUUCAUGACUGCGCUGACAUACUGCUGGAGGGUGCAAAGGUAUUCAACUACGCCAAGUGGCGCAAGACUGCUAACACCAUGUUUGUGGUGUUUACAGCUCUUUUCAUGGGGACAAGAGUAAUCAUUUUCCCUUUCUGGAUUAUCCACUGUACAUGGGUGUACCCACUAGAGCUGUUUCCUCCCUUCUUUGGCUACUACUUCUUCAACGUGAUGUUGGUGGUUCUACAGAUGCUCCACAUCUACUGGGCUGUUCUCAUAUCACGAAUGUUUUUCAAGUGUGUCUUCAGCACGGUGUGUUUGCUUGUGUUUCUAUGUGUAUAUAAAGAGAAAUGCAUGAAGACUACUCAAAUUCUUUCCAUGUCUUGUUGUUGCUGCUCCUCGGUUCACCCUCAUUUUGUUCCUCUUCUCUUCCUCUGUGUCUCAUAUUUAUCCGGCAGCUGGAGGGCGAUGACAGGAGCGAUGAAGAUGAGGAAGACAGUGACUCACAGAAGGAAAGAAACCACAAAUCGAGUCACAAGAAUGGCCCUGAAGCGAGAGGCCGGGCCACUGGCCACUGACACAUGCAGACAGACAGAAGCAGAGGAAAAGGAAACAAGGACAGCAGACACAUGGACGGGUUUUUCAGUCUGGAUUGCAGCUGCUAGAAUCUAAUUUUCAUACAUAACAUAAGAGUAAAUAUGUUUGGACAGAGAAUAGGUACUCUUAAAGGAACUGUGAAGGAUUAUACAUUUGAAGCCGUGUGGUUUAACAAAGUAUUACCUUAUUAAACUCUGAAUUAAAAAUAGGGGAAAACUCCUUUGA